AUGCUUAUGACAUCCGGUCUAGCUGUUAGAUACAAAGGAUCAAUCGAUUGCAUAGUUUAUGAUAUUCGUAACGAAAGUGUUACUUCAUCACUAUUAAAAGGAACUGGUAGCAAUAUUGUAAGAGGUAUUGAGGGUACUGGUGUUUUAGUUGGCCUUGAUAAGCUUGUACAAUUUUAUACCGGUACCAAAGUUGAUACUAAUACUAGUGGGGGUCGCUAA
Adineta ricciae is the source of this 219-nucleotide messenger RNA. The record is from the annotation of a GenBank genome assembly. Lineage: Eukaryota; Metazoa; Rotifera; Eurotatoria; Adinetida; Adinetidae.